Dunckerocampus dactyliophorus (ringed pipefish) is the source of this 1203-nucleotide messenger RNA. RefSeq names its product histone H2B 1.1-like. Gene Ontology annotation, molecular function: DNA binding; structural constituent of chromatin; protein heterodimerization activity. The record is from RefSeq and is a predicted model, not a curated record. Lineage: Eukaryota; Metazoa; Chordata; Actinopteri; Syngnathiformes; Syngnathidae. Bases 139 to 507 code for a protein of 122 amino acids. The transcript has a single exon. Gene Ontology annotation, cellular component: nucleosome.
AAGCUCAGUCAGCGCGUCACACCAACCAGCCAAUCCUGUGUCAGCGUCAGCACAUAGAAAUUUGCAUAAGCGCCGCUAUACAUACGUCGUCGUGAGCGCCUUUCCCAACAUUCGUUUGUCCUCCGAGAAGCGGCAACAAUGCCUGAUCCAGUCAAAGCACCCAAAAAAGGCUCCAAGAAAGCCGUCUCCAAAGCCACCAAGACCGGCAAGAAGAAGAGGAAGCCCAGGAAGGAGAGCUAUGCCAUCUACGUCUACAAGGUCCUCAAGCAGGUCCACCCGGAUACCGGCAUCUCUUCCAAGGCCAUGAGCAUCAUGAACUCCUUCGUGUCCGACAUCUUCGAGCGAAUCGCCGGGGAGGCUUCUCGCCUGGCGCACUACAACAAGCGCUCGACCAUCACUUCCAGGGAGAUCCAGACGGCCGUUCGCCUGCUCCUGCCUGGAGAACUGGCCAAACACGCUGUGUCUGAGGGCACCAAGGCUGUGACCAAGUACACGAGCUCCAAGUGAGCUAUUACUUUACCACCCAAAGGCCCUUUUCAGGGCCACACACACUAUUCUUAACUGGGCAAACUUCUACACCAAUUUCUCUUACAGAAUAUAAGAAACACAUCACCCUUUUAUUAAAGGGGUAAAAUCAUUAUGUACAUGUUUAUAUACAGUGAGCAACAGUAUGUUGAGCCCAGAUGUUUGUGGUGCAUUAGCAGGGCUGUAGUUUGACACAACCUACUUGUUUAGAUGUAAAGGUAUGUUUCUAUACAUACCUAUGAUACAUUAGUCAGGACAUUUUAAGGGGUUUAAAUCUUACACACAUGUACAGUGUUCCCUUGCUCUAUUAUGGUUGUUUUAACAAGGAUACAGAAACAACAGUGCAGUGGAACGGCACCAGGAUGAAAAGGCACAGAAUUAUGGAUGAGUAAUUUCUUGUGUUGAUCAUUAAAAUGCAACAUGAGGUUUGAGUGUUUGAACUAGAAAUGUUAUUCCCGGUCAGAGAAAAGUGUAUGAUUAGGCCAAUCAGGAUGUACAGACCUUACGUUUUGUGUUCGAAUCCUGUGUAAGGUAUCAGUAAUGUCGAGUGAGCACCUGUUCAUCCAUAUGAACAGUUAUUGCUUUACAACUCAUAGUGGCACUCAUCCACAAAUUCUUCAUAUCUGGAUUAGAUCAGUAUCAGUGAGUUCCUGGAAUAAACAAAUGAACUUUCUCUAG